This is a messenger RNA of Fulvia fulva, 3498 nucleotides long. Its product is annotated as Isoleucine--tRNA ligase, cytoplasmic. The transcript has a single exon. Gene Ontology annotation, molecular function: ATP binding; tRNA binding; isoleucine-tRNA ligase activity. Bases 1 to 3498 code for a protein of 1165 amino acids. Gene Ontology annotation, biological process: isoleucyl-tRNA aminoacylation. NCBI's taxonomy places the organism in Eukaryota, Fungi, Ascomycota, Dothideomycetes, Mycosphaerellales, Mycosphaerellaceae. The record is from RefSeq and is a predicted model, not a curated record.
AUGGGCUCCAUCAAUUUUCCCGCCGAAGAGGAGCGCAUCCUCAAGCACUGGGACGAGACGAACGCCUUCCACCGCCAGCUCGAGCUCUCCAAAGACAAACAACCAUAUGUCUUCUACGACGGGCCGCCCUUUGCCACUGGCACGCCGCAUUAUGGCCAUCUUCUCGCGUCAACCAUCAAGGACAUCAUCCCACGAUAUUGGUCUAUGAGAGGACGAUAUGUCGAACGAAGAUUUGGCUGGGAUACACAUGGUGUACCAAUUGAGCAGAUCAUCGAUAAGCAGCUACAAGAAGAGCUUGGCGUGCGAGGGAAGGCAGCUGUGGACAAGAUCGGUAUCGAGGAGUACAACAGAAGAUGUCGGGAGGCCGUGCUCACAUAUGCUGGUGUGUGGAGGAAAGUCAUUGGCCGUUUAGGACGAUGGAUUGAUUUUGAUCGCGACUACAAGACGAUGGACCCGACCUUCAUGGAGACGUGUUGGUGGGUGUUUGCACAACUAUACAAGAAGGGCUUGGUCUACCACGGAGCUCGAGUGCUACCCUACUCGAUGGCAUUGAACACCCCUCUGUCGAAGAGCGAAGCUGGUGAGGAGUAUAAAGACGUGCAGGACCCAGCUGUGACGGUCUCGUUCCCUGUGCUCCCAGUCGACGAACAGCCGGAGAAGGUGAGAGCGAAGGUCGAGGAGAUUGAGAAAGUGGUUGGCGGCACAGUCCACUUCGUAGCGUGGACAACGACACCUUGGACACUACCGAGCAACCUUGCAUUGUGCGUGCAUCCCGACUACGAAUACAUCCUGGUCCACGAUGUCGAGUCAGCGAACACCUGCAUCAUGCUGGAAGCUGGUCUCAAGGUUCUGUUCAAGGACCCCAAGAAAGCCAAGGACAAGUUCAAAGUCUUGCCAUUGAAGGUCAAGGGCUCUGAUUUGGCCGACAUCAGGUACAAGCCACUCUUCACCUACUUCUAUGAUCAAUUCAAGGACAUUGGCUUCAGGGUCCUGCUCGACACAUACGUUAAGCAAGAUGACGGUGUCGGUGUUGUGCACCAAUCUCCGGCCUUUGGUGAGGACGACUACGGAAUCAGCUGGAGAUAUGGCAUCAUCAAUGGAGACCGACCACCUCCGAACCCAUUGGAUGCUGGCGGUAACUACACGAGCGAGGUACCGGACUUUGAAGGACAAAACGUCAAGGCAGCCGACAAGAACAUCAUCAAGUACCUUGAGGGUCUGGGUCGCAUGGUACGCAAGUCCCAGAUUACUCACAGAUAUCCACACUGCCCGCGAUCAAAGACGCCCCUUAUCCAGCGAGCUGUUCCCAGCUGGUUCAUUAAGGUCGAGGACACUGCGCCACAACUGGUUGAGAACCUACAACAGACACAUUGGGUACCGUCGAUGGUGAAGACUGGACGUUUCAACAACUGGCUUGCAGCUGCGAAGGACUGGAACGUCAGCCGCAACCGCUUUUGGGGUACUCCGCUGCCGCUUUGGGCAUCUGAGGACUUCAAGGAGAUCGUCUGUGUCUCGUCUGUUGCCGAGCUCAAAGAGCUGUCCGGCUAUCAGGGCGAGAUCAAAGAUCUGCACAGAGACUCCAUCGAUCACAUCACCAUUCCCUCGAAACAAGGUAAGGGCAACCUUAAGCGUGUUGAGGAAGUCUUCGACUGUUGGUUCGAGUCAGGAUCUAUGCCGUACGCCUCUUCACACUACCCAUUCAGCUACCCCGGCUUUGAUGCAUCACAGACGGAUUCUGGUAUCUCGCCGACAGAAGGUCCAGGCAAGGAACUCUUCAAGAAAUUCCCUGGUGACUUCAUCGCAGAGGGCCUUGACCAAACCCGAGGAUGGUUCUACUCUCUUUCUGUUCUUGGUACACAUCUGUUCGGCACCUUCCCCUACAAGAACUGCGUUGUCAACGGUAUUGUGCUGGCGGAGGAUGGCAAGAAAAUGUCAAAGUCGCUCAAAAACUUCCCAGAUCCCAUGCUUGUCAUCGACAGAUAUGGCUCUGAUGCACUGAGACUAUACCUCAUCGACUCGCCGGUCGUGAGGGCCGAGCCUCUGCGAUUCUCAGAAGCUGGUGUCAAGCAGAUCGUCUCUGGUGUGCUGCUGCCCCUCUGGAACUCGUACAACUUCUUCGCACAACAAGCAGCAUUGUUCAAGAAGAACACCGCGGAAGACUUUGUGUUUGACCCAGACAUGCAGAAGUCGAAUCACAAUGUUAUGGACAGAUGGGUACUGGCCGCCACACAAUCCCUGCUGCAGUACGUCAACCAGGAGAUGGAAGCAUAUCGCUUGUAUACUGUCGUACCUCGUCUACUAAAGAUGGUGGAUGAUGUCACGAACUGGUACAUUCGAUUCAACCGCAACCGAUUGAAGGGCCAGACUGCAUCGGGUGGCAAGCCUACUGCUGAUGAUGCCCAGGCCAAUAGCGUCAAUGGAACGACUGAUGAAGAGGAAGGUAGCAAGACUGAUACUCUUCACGCCCUCAACACUUUGUACGAAGUGCUCUACACACUCACGCGAGCAUUGGCUCCUUUCAUUCCCUUCUUGAGCGACAACAUCUUCCAGCAACUGGCAUCACAUCUUCCUGACACCAUAACGAAGGGCCAAGAUGUUAGGAGCGUGCACUUCUUCAGUUUCCCAACAGUUCGCGAAGAAUUGUUUGACACCACCGUUGAGCGCCGCGUCAGCCGGAUGCAGAAGGUCAUCGAACUGGGUCGCAUCUGCAGAGACAGGAGAACCGUGUCACUGAAGACACCUCUGAAGACCUUGGUUGUCUUACACCAAGACCAAGAGUUUCUCGAUGAUGUGCGAACACUGGAGAACUACAUUGCGGAAGAACUCAAUGUUCGCGAUCUUGUACUUACUAGCGACGAGAGCAAGUAUGGUGUCGAAUAUGCCGUGCUAGCCGAUGUCAAGAACCUCGGAAUGAAGUUCAAGAAAGAUGCGGCCAAGAUCAAGGCUGCACUGCCCAAGCUCUCUCCAGCCGAAAUUCGUGGCUUCCUCGACUCUGGUAGCAUCACGGUGGAGGGCAAAGACUUGACUGCCGAGGACCUCAGAGUGCAGCGCAACCUCAAGAAGAGCAAGGACACCGAGAACUUGGAGCCAGGCGUCGAUGCGGAUGUCAUGAUCUUGCUCGACGCUUUCGCAUACCCCGAGCUGGCACAAGAAGGCCUCGCUAGAGAAGUCCUGAACCGCAUUCAGCGACUUCGAAAGCGAGCAGGACUUGUGCCGACAGACGACGUCAAGGUCGCCUACACUGUACUUUCGCCGGCUGCGGUUGAUGGCGUAGGUGGAGCUGUGUCGACCGGGGAGAAGAACGCCAAUGCCGAAGUGAGCAGGUUGGAGCAAGAGAGACAGGUUGAUGAGAUGUUUGAUGCACAGAAGGCCACUUUCGUCAAGGCUGCUAGCAAGGGUGUUGCUCGUGAAGCCGGUAGUGAGGCCGCUACUGUCGUCGCCGAGGAAGAAACAGAUGUGAAGGACAUUCGGUUGCUGCUGAAGCUAUUGAAGGUCUGA